AUGCGUGUAGAGACCAAACCCCAUACCACACCCCAAUUUCUCAAAUCACUUCACUUUACUCACCAUCACUUCCACUAUUCUUCUGUGCAACUUCCGUCACCUCUUCUGCUCCACUCUAUUUCCCUCUUCUCCUUCUUCAUCAACUGCAACAACAUCACCAACUCCACCAACCCCUCUCUUUUUAACUUUCUUUUCUUGCCUAUGGCUGAGGGUUUUGAGCAUUACCAUGUCCCACAACAAAGUAGAAGGGACAAGCUAAGAGUUUUCGCUCAGAACCAACCCUCUUUCGUUGAAUCUUCCUCUAUUCUUCACCCCGCUUGUCCAACUUUAACUUCUCUCUACGAUCCUUCGCUUAUUCCCUCUGAUUUGUUAGCUUGUGCCACCCAACAAGGUGCUGCUGCUAAGGAAGAAGGUUCCAAUUUGAUGAUGGGGUUUGUGGAAGGAGGGGUUGUGAAUGGUGAUGCAAUUCAUGCUGUCAACAGUAAUAAUAACCACCACAACAACAACCCUUUUCUCUAUCAGAUUCAGAAUCUUAGGGAAUUUGGUGAUGGCUACAAUGAUACGAGUGAAAUAAUGGUGUUCAAGCCUGAGCCCUUGUCUUUGUCUUUGUCUUCCCACAGUGACAACACUCAUCACCCUUUGGAACUGAAUCUUCAGCGAUUUGGGGGUGUUAUUCCAGGCUUGGUUGGAAGGAACAGUGAGGUUUCGAGGAAUUCGGUUCCACUCGGACCUUUUACGGGGUAUGCUUCGAUAUUGAAGGGAUCGAGAUUCCUGAAACCUGCGCAGCAAUUAUUAGAAGACUUAUGUGAUGUUGGGGUUCGUGGAAUUUACGCUACCGAGAAGAUUAUUGCUCCUGAUGCAUUAUUGAUGGAACCUCCUCAUGAGGGUUUAAGUGCUAGUGGAGUUGUUGGUGGGGAAGAUUCAGUUGGGGAAUAUGGGAAUGAGAGUAGGAAGAAGAAGUGUAGAUUAUUAACCAUGCUUGACGAGGUUUAUAGGAGGUACAGACAGUAUUAUCAACAGAUGCAUGCAGUAAUAACUUCAUUUGAGUAUGUUGCUGGUCUUGGUAAUGCAGCCCCAUAUGCAAGUUUGGCUUUAAAUGCCAUGUCCAAACACUUUAAGUGCUUGAAGAAUGCUAUCACUGACCAGCUUCAGUUCAUCAACAAGGCUCCUUUUCAGAUUAGCAACAGAAAGGAUGAAUCUCCAAGGUUUCACAACAGUGAUAGGAGCACUUACAGCCAAAGACCAGGGUUUCUUGAGCACCAACAACCAGUUUGGCGACCUCAAAGAGGACUCCCUGAGCGUGCCGUCAGUGUUCUCAGGGCCUGGUUGUUUGAACACUUUCUUCACCCUUAUCCUACUGAUACCGACAAGCUAAUGUUAGCUAAACAAACUGGUCUAUCUCGCAACCAGGUGUCUAAUUGGUUUAUUAAUGCAAGAGUAAGGCUUUGGAAACCAAUGGUGGAAGAAAUACAUAUGCUAGAAUCACAGCAAGCUCAAAAAAGGCCACAGAGGGAAGAUCAAAGUAGGAGAAACCCAAGUGUUGAUCAUUUACCGUCAGACAACUCUCUCGUUACUGAGAAUCCAUCUACCUCCAUGGACAAGUUUCAGGAUGCCCCUUAUAAACAACACACGAGAAGUGAAAUCGCUAAUAUGCAAGUGAGGGGUCAGGAACAGCUGAAUCAAACUGACACAAGCAUUCAGCAUGUGGGUGUUGGAGUGAGCAUGGGGAGUGGUGGUGGUGGUGGGGCAAGCAACAAUAAUGGUGUGUCUCUCACACUUGGUCUUCAUCAAAAUCAUGGUAUUGGGUUGUCUGAGCCCUUUGGCAUGAGUGCAACUCAACGUUUUGGUGUUGCCCUUCAGACUGAGGGCUAUGUUAUAAGUGGUUUUGAAUCACAAAAUCGACAUUUUGGAAGAGAUGUUAUCGGGGGAGGGCACUUGUUGCGUGAUUUUGUAGGCUGA
This is a messenger RNA of Sphenostylis stenocarpa, 1959 nucleotides long. The record is from the annotation of a GenBank genome assembly. Lineage: Eukaryota; Viridiplantae; Streptophyta; Magnoliopsida; Fabales; Fabaceae.